Messenger RNA from Penicillium bovifimosum, 1929 nucleotides. RefSeq names its product DUF2985 domain-containing protein. Lineage: Eukaryota; Fungi; Ascomycota; Eurotiomycetes; Eurotiales; Aspergillaceae. Bases 1 to 1929 code for a protein of 642 amino acids. The record is from RefSeq and is a predicted model, not a curated record. The transcript has 4 exons.
AUGGAUCCCAUCGAGCCCGCCGACGACCAGAAUGCCCCUAAUGGGAAUCCUCAGGGGUCCCAGCCCAUAGAUGCCGGCUCCGCUAGACCAGCUGGCCCUACUCCGUUGCGCACUCGAGGUGACUCACGAACCCGACGGCCGAGUAUCCGACUAUCGCGCUUUCCGUCUAUCCCCUCACUAGAUAACAUCAAUCAACAAGCAUCUCAACCAGAGACCCAAACACCAAACUUCGAGCGACAACCUAUCCGAUCCCCUCCUCCCAAUGAAGAAGAUGAAGCGGGGCUAUCAGGCCGACGGCGCAGCAGCUCAGAGCCACAUCCAGGUCGAUGGUCAUCCCCACCCCCGAAUGUCCUUACACGCGUGACGACUCCCAUGGGGAUGAUGCCUGUGACCGAAGAGUCUUCGCACCAGAGCCCAACACCGACCUCACCAGCGCCGAUAUUGCCUACUCAUAGCACUCAGUCGGACGUUGAUCUACCUGGCUCGGGACGACUCGAGCCUCCUCCUGCAGUACUGCGUCCGGCGGGUCGGCUUCGGCGAACCAGUCAAGCAGCAUUGAACCGCUUCUCGCGCAACCGGGCAUCAACAAUUUCAGGAGCUGCGCCGACGCUCAAUUCGCAAGACGAGCAACGCGACAAUGAGUAUGGAUCUCACGUGGUCGACGUGCUGGACGUAAUCGAUCCCGAGGUCUCUGCACUUUCUACCCUCACCAAUGUCCAGAACUCUCUCUUUAUUCCCAACUUGGGUGGCUUCAUCAAUCGCAUGCCCACCUACACGAUUACACGACCACAAUAUUCUUCAGACGAGGAGCAAGGAACCACAACGGAUGAGGGGGAACCGCCCGAAGGGGUCCAACCCAAGGACCGCCCGGAAUUGGGGCAACUUCGUCAGUUCGAGACUAUGUCAUCCUUGUGGCGUGGGCCCAAGUAUGCUGUUAUCCCAGAAGGGCGUGGACUCGAGGGGUGGAGCAGAGAAGACUAUGCCGAGCUCAAUGAUCAUGUUCGACACAUGCUUCACUCUCGGCGGUCAAAGUUCAAACGUUCCAUGAAAGGAUUCAGACAAUAUGUUCGGAAACCCCUCGGUUUUCUCGUGACCCUCUACGCCACUUUGAUUACUUUGUUCGGUCUGGCCUGGGUCCUUUUCUUGAUCGGUUGGAUCAACGUUGGUGGAAGACAGAUUUACGUCGUCAAUGUCAUUGAUAACGUUUUGGUAGCUCUGUUCGCCAUCAUGGGCGAUGGACUCGCCCCUUUCCGUGCCGUGGAUACCUAUCACAUGAGUUUCAUCGCUCAUUACACCUUUCUGUCGUGGAAAGUUCGCCGAAAGCGUGCCCUGCCUGGUCUCAAGGACAAGAAUGAUCUUCCGACAAAGCCGGAGAAGGACGUCGAUGUCGAAUUCGGCCAAACAUCCAAGGAAGACGAGCAUGAAUUUUCGGUACUCGAUGCUCGCCAGCAGUUGCGAUUGAUGCACCACCAGAAUAAAUUCGCCAAAUCGCACACUUUCUACAAGCCCCACGAAACCCUCACCCACCAUGCUUUUCCUCUCCGCUUGCUCAUUGCCAUUGUUGUCAUCCUUGAUUGCCAUUCCCUCCUUCAGAUAGCUCUUGGUGCUUGCACCUGGAGUAUGGAGGACCCUAACAAACGACCAUUCGCUCUCACUACGGUAAUUCUUUGCUGUUCCAUCACAUGCAACAUUGCUGGAGGUGUGAUGAUCAUGAUCGGAGAUCGGCGCACUCGAAAGAAGGAUGUUGUUGAGCGCCUCUUCCGUCAGGAACUGACCGAGGAAGCCAUGCGGAAGAUGGAAAAGAAAAAGAUUAAGGAGGAGCGCCGCAGUGCUCAAAUUGAGCGCUCCAGUGCCCAAAUCGAAGGGUCCAACGCACAAAUCGAGCGCCACAGCGCUCAGAUCGAUCGCUCUGCGUCCGGCGGACCCUGA